UACUCCACUUGUUCAAACAUCAUCUUUCCCCUUCUUUCUCUCUUUCUCUUUCUCUCUCGCAAACUCAUUCCAAUCAAUUUUCUAUAUCUGUCAACUGUUGUUCUUGGCUGGAUUCUGAUGCUUUAAAUGUCUUCUUAGAUCUGCUAACUCCGCCUGAUUUUGCUUCUUGAGGUGAAUGAAGCUCAAAGACUUAUCCAUUAGGAGGAACAGAGAGUUCGCUGAUCUAAACAUCCCAAUCUUCGUUGACUACGUAAUCGGAUUUUAUCCAAGAAAUGUCAUCAGAUACACCUCCCAAUUGAAACGUUUCCAUAAGUGGAAAAGGUAAUGGAUAGAUCAGACACAUCUGGAUUUGUGAGUGGUGGAGCUAGCCUAUUGGAAACUUCUCUAUUUCUCUUCAUCUUGAUAUACAGAUCAUUCUAAUUUCUAGAUAUACUCUCCUAGUUUCCUACAAACACUUUCUUCAAAAAUGGUAUACAGUAACCCUAAAAUGGAUCUCAACAAUAGUCUCGCACUUGUUUCUUGUAAUGGUGACACAACAUUAAGCUUGGAUUGCUUUGGUUAUGGCGGAAACACAACCACGGCGUCUGGAUAUGAAAUCAGCCGUGAAAAACCAACCAGUCCGCCGGCGGCGGACGAUGGCUGCAGAUUAGUUCUCGGAUUAGGGCCCACACCUAGUAUAUAUUCUAAUGAUUAUUUCUCCACCGGAACCAUAACCAAAAAACCAACAAAUGGAUCGAAAUCGAACAGGGGAAUGGAAUGCGAAGGUGAUUCCGUUCUCAAAUUAGGGUUUUCCGAUCAUUCUGUAACUGAUCUGAAUCCAUCUUUUUAUUCUCAUAAAACUUGUUUUGACGAUGAGGGCUCUACAUCGGCAAAAAAAUCCGGCGGCUAUAUGCCGUCGCUUCUUCUAGCUCCGAGAAUGAAAACCAACGUUUUUGAGGCGGGAGAAAACUCUUUCCAUGGUCCUCAGGUAAGCUCAGAACCCUCUGCAAUCUCCGACUACUCCAUGGGAACAAUCUCCGACCACCAAACCAGCAACUCCAAAAAAUGUAAGUUUUCCGGUUGCACAAAAGGUGCUAGAGGCGCAACCGGCCUCUGUAUCGGCCAUGGCGGAGGUCAGAGAUGUCAGAAACCGGGGUGUAGCAAAGGAGCUGAGAGCAGAACCGCGUACUGUAAAGCUCACGGCGGCGGGCGGCGGUGUCAGCAUUUAGGCUGUACAAAAAGUGCAGAAGGUAGGACGGAGUAUUGCAUUGCCCACGGCGGUGGGAGACGGUGUGGCCACCCAUCGGGGUGUAGUAAAGCCGCUAGGGGAAAAUCAGGGCUUUGUAUUAAGCACGGCGGAGGAAAGCGGUGUAAGGUUGACGGAUGUACUCGUAGUGCUGAAGGACAGGUUGGUUUGUGCAUUUCUCACGGCGGCGGCCGGCGGUGCCAGUUCCAAGGUUGUAACAAGGGAGCUCAAGGCAGCACAAUGUAUUGUAAAGCUCACGGUGGUGGGAAACGCUGUGUGUUCGCCGGUUGUACGAAAGGAGCGGAAGGCAGUACACCACUUUGUAAAGCACACGGCGGCGGAAAGCGGUGUUUGUACGACGGCGGUGGGAUUUGCCCUAAAAGCGUUCACGGAGGAACGAACUUUUGUGUCGCUCACGGUGGCGGCAAGAGGUGUUCAAUCGCCGGAUGUACGAAAAGCGCACGUGGCCGGACUGAUUGCUGUGUGAAGCACGGAGGAGGGAAGCGGUGUCGAUCUGAAAACUGUACAAAAAGCGCGCAAGGAAGCACCGACUUCUGUAAAGCUCACGGCGGCGGAAAGCGGUGUAACUGGGGCGGAGAAGGGACGUGCGAGAAGUUUGCGAGGGGGAAGAGCGGGCUUUGCGCCGCCCAUACGAGUAUGGUUCAAGAAAGAGAAAACAAGAAGAGUAACUUUGGAAUCGGAAUCGGACCAGGGCUCUUCCAUGGGUUAGUUCCGGCGCCGCCGGCGUCGGCGUCAACCGUCGUGAGCAGCUUUGAAAACACGUAUUCUUCCUCCGGCGUUAGUAUCGUCUCUGACUCCAAUGACUCCCUAGAAAAUCCCGCCAAACGACAACACCUGAUUCCGCCUCAGGUAUUGGUUCCUUCGUCGAUGAAAUCCCCAUUUUCAUCAUCGUUUCAAUUGAGUUCCGACGGAAGACAAGGCGGAGAAAGUGGGAGGAGAUCGGAGUUGGCGGUGCCGGAGGGCCGGGUACACGGCGGCGGACUGUUGUCGCUGCUUGGGGGGAACCUGAAGAACGCAAGCAUUGAUGGUGUGUAAUUUUAGGAUUUGUCGAAGUGAUUUUUUUUCUUUAUUUUUUAGUGUGUGUGUGUAUAAUUGGUGAGACUCCUUUUUGUUGUAUGAUAAUUGAUAAGCAUUUGUUGUUUGUGUCUAAA
This is a messenger RNA of Lactuca sativa (garden lettuce), 2397 nucleotides long. RefSeq lists its product as uncharacterized. The record is from RefSeq and is a predicted model, not a curated record. NCBI's taxonomy places the organism in Eukaryota, Viridiplantae, Streptophyta, Magnoliopsida, Asterales, Asteraceae.